AUGCUGGUCUUGCAGGUUCAGAGGCCGAGGACGAGCGAAAUUGACACGACGCGCUUCGAUUUCCAGCGCUCGGAUCUCCACAACAAAUUGUACGCCAAGGAGUUCUUUGUCGAAUUGCCGGUGCCCGAAAACGAGACAUCGCCGACAACCAUAGACAGGGUGUUGGGGUGGGAUCUGAACCUCACGACCGAUUGGGAGCCCGUUUCGAUCGGUAAGAUCGCGAACGGCAGCGUGCUUGCCAAAUGGAACGAGGCCCACCCGAGCGACAUGGUAUUGCAGGGCGACGAGAUCCUCCACGUGAACAAGAGGCACUGGCUGCACAACACGUCGCAGUUCUUGCCCCACCUGACUUUCAACUACCAGCACCGCUACGACCGCUACAACGGGACCUUUGCGCUCGGUCUCCGAAGGCCCCGGCGGGUCCAGGAGGCCUACGACCAGGCCAAGGAGCUCGAGGAGCAGAAGAGCAAGCAGGCCAGGGAGCGAGAGGAGCUCCGCAAGCAGAUGUUCGGCAAGGAAUACGUUGUUUCUUUGAGUGUGCCCGAGAACGAGACAUCGUCGGCAUCAAUGGGCAGCGUGCUGGGCUGGAAGCUGAAUGUCACGAAAGACUGGGAGCCGGUGUCGAUCGGCAAGAUCGUUGAGGGAGGCCUGCUCGCACAGUGGAACGAGGCCAACCCCGGCGACAGGAUACUGGAGGGGGACGAGAUCCUCCACGUUAACAAGAGGCAUUGGCUGCACAACACAACGCUGUUCUUGUCGCACAUGAGCUUCAACUACGAGCACCGCGCCGAGCUCGCAGCCAACAAGACCUUCACGCUCGGUCUGCGGAGGCCCCGGCGGGUCCAGGACGCCUACGACCAGGCGCUGCUGGCUGCGCAGAGGGCGAAGGAACAGGCCAAGGCCGACGAGGAGAUGCACCGCGUUGCUCGAAAGAUCGUGGAUGCUGUGAGGAUGUGGAACAACGACUUCCCGCGAUUUAGGAUCGAUACAAGCAGCAAGACUGGCCAGAACUCCACCAGCCGAGCUUCGGCGCCGACUAACUCGGCCACUGCAGCUGAGCCUUCCAGCCCACCGAGCAAUUCGGGAGGCGAGCAAGAUGAUUCGGACGACGUGAUCGGCGCCACGGAGGAGGAAGACGACUCGGCGACCAGCGGCCCAGCACCGAAGGACUCGGCCGCUGUUGGUAAACCUUCUCCCCCAGCGAGCAGCGCUGAUGGCGAGCAAGAUGAUUCGGACGAUGUGAUCGGCGCCACGGAGGAGGAAGACGACUCGGCGACCAGCGGCCCGGCGCCGAAGGACUCGGCCGCCGCGGCUAAGCCUUCGUCCCCAGCUAGCCGCUCGGGUGUCGAGCAAGAUGAUUCGGACGACGUGAUCGGCGCCACGGAGGAGGAAGACGACUCGGCGACCAGUGGCCCGGCACCGAAGGACUCGGCCGCUGUCGGUAAGCCUUCCGCGCCGCCAAGCAGCUCGGGAGGCGAGCAGGAUGAUUCGGACGACGUGAUCGGCGCCACGGAGGAGGAAGAGGUGAGGGGAUCAUUUCUCCAGAACGCAGAACCAGCAGGCUCGGAGUCGGUUUCCGGCAUGGCCACGCCGGACGAGGAGCCAUGA
Prorocentrum cordatum is the source of this 1608-nucleotide messenger RNA. NCBI's taxonomy places the organism in Eukaryota, Dinophyceae, Prorocentrales, Prorocentraceae. The record is from the annotation of a GenBank genome assembly.